Messenger RNA from Aspergillus brunneoviolaceus CBS 621.78, 571 nucleotides. RefSeq lists its product as uncharacterized. The record is from RefSeq and is a predicted model, not a curated record. NCBI's taxonomy places the organism in Eukaryota, Fungi, Ascomycota, Eurotiomycetes, Eurotiales, Aspergillaceae. The coding region runs from base 128 to 370 and encodes 80 amino acids. The transcript has 2 exons.
AAUAACGAGUCAUUGAGCAAAGUCGGUCUCCACCACCAGCGCUCAUUCGGUAUCGCUCAUGCAGGGGGUCUCAAACAGGUAAAAAUCCACAGCGAUCAUCACCACUUCAUUCAGCUGCGUGGUGACUAUGACUGGUUGCCUCUUUGCGCACCUGUUGGCUUUUCCCCAGGCGCGAUUUGACCCUGUCGGCGAGGCACGCACCGCAUCAACCCGCGCCACGCUGUCUUUUGAUACGCUUUUGGCAUGCAUGUCCCACCUGGAAAUAAUAAUGACGCUCCGACCUCAUUCUCCAGGCGUACCGUUACCCGCUAAACGUCUGACAGGCUCACGGAUCGUGUGUCUUCCGUUAGCACCUUGGUCAUCCUCUUGAGAUACAUGGCAAAGGGUCCACAUUUCUUUGCCCCUUUUACAACUUGAAGUAUAGUUGAACAUUCGGUAUGCUUGAAGCAGCGGUUGCUCUCCACUUCGUCCUAUUUUCUUUUUGGGGGCCAAAAUGGUUCCGAUGGACCACGCGACAACUCCCGCGCUAUGCAGCGAUUCGACAGAUCGGUAUCUCUGUUAUGAAACCAAC